Esox lucius (northern pike) is the source of this 2309-nucleotide messenger RNA. It is a transcript of the gene abcd4, whose product is annotated as ATP-binding cassette, sub-family D (ALD), member 4. Gene Ontology annotation, biological process: very long-chain fatty acid catabolic process; fatty acid beta-oxidation; peroxisome organization. Lineage: Eukaryota; Metazoa; Chordata; Actinopteri; Esociformes; Esocidae. The transcript has 19 exons. Gene Ontology annotation, molecular function: ATP hydrolysis activity; ATP binding; ABC-type transporter activity. Gene Ontology annotation, cellular component: peroxisomal membrane. The record is from RefSeq and is a predicted model, not a curated record. Bases 274 to 2088 code for a protein of 604 amino acids.
UUCUACCGUUUCCUACAAAAUGUAAACAAACCAUCCACACGCCGACCCUCUAAUAGCUAACACAUGAGGCAACAAAAAAGUCAAUGGUACAUCGGUUUAUAACGACACUAAAACGAAUGUAACUGUACAGUUACAUUUUAGCAGGUUGCUUCCUGGUUUGUCCUGGGGGUGGAUGUCACAUGCCAGGGAAUUGUGAAAGCCCUCUUCUCGGAUAUCUACAGUGACAUUUUACUGUCUUGCUUUGUUGAAGUCGCGUUGGCUAUUGCUGUGCAGAUGCCACCUCUGUCAAUGGCGAGUGGCAAAGGGACCAAAAGGCCUAAGUUAGACUGGAGGUUUGUCCAGAGGUUCUGCAGCAUCCAAAGAGUUCUCUUCCCAUCAUGGUCCAGUCAGAACGUUCUGAUGCUGGGGACGUUGGUCGGAGUCACUCUCACAGAGCAGCUGAUCAUUUACCAGGUGGGAGUCAUCCCCAGCCAGUUCUACCAGGUCCUCUCUGACAAGGACUACUCCGCCUUCAGGAACCUCGCAGGCCUCGCCUUUCUGCUGAUACUGCUUAACUCCACGUUGAAAAGUCUGGACCAGUACAUAUGCAGUCUGAUGUCAGUGAGUUGGAGGAAGUCUUUGACAGAGUGUCUUCACAAAGACUACUUCCAGGGCCGGGUUUACUACACCCUCAAUGUGCUCCAAGAGGACGUCGAUAACCCAGACCAGCGCAUCAGUCAGGACACAGAGAGGUUGUGUAAACAGAUGAGCACCAUGGCCAGUAGACUCAUUGUCUCUCCAUUCACUCUGCUCUACUACACCUACCAGUGCUUCUACAGUACCGGCUGGAUAGGUCCUGUCAGUAUCUUCGGCUACUUCGUGGUCGGGACCAUCACAAAUAAAGCCCUCAUGGGUCCCAUUGUAUCCACUCUGUUUGAGCAGGAGAAACUGGAGGGAGACUUUAGGUUCAAGCACAUGCAGAUCCGGUCCAAUGCUGAAUCUGCUGCUUUCUACAGAGCCGGCAAGGUGGAGCUCAUGAGAACUGACAGGAGACUGCAGACUCUGCUGCGCUGCCAGUACCGUCUGAUGAACAAAGAGCUUUGGCUGUAUAUUGGAGUGAACACCUUUGACUAUCUUGGAGGAAUACUGAGUUAUAUUGUCAUCUCCAUCCCCAUCUUCACUGGGGUUUAUGAUGAUCUCACUCCAGGGGAGCUCAGCGCUCUCAUCAGUAAGAAUGCGUUUGUGUGUAUCUACUUGAUAAACUGCUUCACUCAGCUAAUAGACCUGUCAACCACUCUGUCAGAUGUGGCUGGAUACACCCACAGGAUCGGAGAGCUGAGGGAGAUGAUGGACGACAUCUUGAGGACCCAGUGUGACUAUGACCCUGCGUCUGGAGAGACAUAUGACUUCGACAGUGAUAAUGUCCACGCUGGUCUUGGGGACAGUGCUUUCAUCCUGGACCGUGUCUCCUUCAGGAGUCCCUUCUCUGAGCAGCUUCUGGUUAAAGACCUAAGUCUGAAGAUCAGCCAGGGCUCCCAUCUUCUUGUGGUGGGGAAUACAGGCACUGGGAAGACGUCCCUACUGAGGGUCCUAAACCGCCUCUGGGAAGUAGACAGCGGAUUCGUCCAGAUGACCUCAUGUUUCGGCCCCAGGGGAAUAAUCUUCCUGCCCCAGAAACCUUACCUAACGGACGGCACACUGAGAGAGCAGGUCAUCUAUCCUCUGAAGGAGAUCUACCCAGCGUCAGGGUCAGUGGACGAUGAGAGAAUCAUACAGUACCUGGAACUAGCUGGAGUUUCUAGUCUCCUGAAGAGAACUGGUGGACUGGAUGAGCCUGUAGACUGGAACUGGUAUGAUGUCCUGUCCCCGGGGGAGAUGCAGAGGCUUUGCUUUGCUCGUCUCUUCUACCUGCAACCUAAAUACGCCGUGUUGGAUGAGGCGACCAGCGCUCUGACAGAAGAGGCCGAGGGUCAAAUGUACCGGGCCUGUAAACAGUUGGGAAUGACCCUGGUCAGCUUGGGUCACCGCCGCAGCCUGGAGAAGUACCAUGACAUCUUACUGAAGCUGUGUGGAGAGGGGAGCUGGGAGUUGGCCAAACUGAAAGUGUGACAUCUGCCAAAUACCAACCACCACAUAACCAACUGACAACCCAACCAAAACCCAACCACCAGGUGUCUAAAUGACUCAUGUAACAAGUGUACCUUUCUUAUCAUGGAAUAUUAACUGGAAAACCGACGUUUGGGAGUCCUGUUAGACAUGUAUUGAUGGACAGACUGUCUCAGUGUGUCUCAUGUCUCAUCUUUUUUAUUGACAUAAACAUUUUGUCGCAA